UACAGCGAACGAGUCGUCACCUAUUGCAGUAUGAAAGGCUUAGUCGGAACUAUGCUCACCCUGGGCGUUGUGGCGGCGGUUGGUGCACGGAGUGGAGCGAUGAUUCCGAAUCACCCCAAUUGUACGGCUCCUAACAGACCGAUCCCGGUGUACUUUGUGCAUCCGACAAACUGUAGCAAGUUCUACGAAUGUCGGCAGCAGGAUGCGUACGAGUUCGAUUGUCCCGCCGGAUUGCACUUCAACAGCAAGAUCGAUGUGUGUGACUAUCCGGAGAAUGCUCAGUGCGCCCCUUCAACGACAACAACGGGCUCUCCAAUACAGACAGACCCGCCAACACCUGCGCCGACAUCAGAAGGUCCUUCUACGAAUCCUUCUACGAACCCCCCGGGCUCAACAUCGACCACCGCCCGACCGCCGGUAGUGACAGAAGAACCAUCGCCUUCUCCGACAACAGAACAACCUACGACAGCCGCUUCUACAGAGCUUCCAUCACCGACAACUGAGGAACCUCCUGUGACCGACCCACCAACAUCAAAUCCAACGCCAGAAGCAACAUCGACCCCUGAUAAAUCUUCGACAGAGUUUCCUGCAGUGACCACGCCAACGCCACCCGUGGACCCACACUGUCCACAGUUUGGUGCAGAAAAGCCAAGCUACUGGGCAGAUCCGAUGGAUUGCACCAAGUAUUUGGGAUGCUCUGAGGGUUGCGUUCAGCAGUUCAAGUGUCCCACCAAUCUGUACUGGAAUGACAAGCAGAAGCGAUGCGAUUACCACUGGAACUGUCAGUGCACUUGCCCCGUGAUUCCUCCAGCACCCAGCGUACUUUCUGAUAGCAUAGGCGAUGACAGCGGUACCGUGCCACCAUUACUCAAGAAGUGGAACGUUAAUAGUUAGUCAUCAAACCCAAACUAUAAUAAGUACAUCAAGCAAAAAGAGGACCGGACAGCAACCAU
Molecule: messenger RNA, 953 nt
Organism: Anopheles bellator
Lineage: Eukaryota; Metazoa; Arthropoda; Insecta; Diptera; Culicidae
Product: platelet glycoprotein Ib alpha chain-like
Exons: 2
Coding region: 31-894 (287 amino acids)
Cellular component (GO): extracellular region
Molecular function (GO): chitin binding
Source: RefSeq, a predicted model, not a curated record